UUUAACACCUAAUUGUUCCGUUUCCAGUUAAAAGACAAAGGAUUGAAUGGAAGGCGUUAUGACCGGAGCAGCAUCUCAAUAUGCAGGUUUUCAAGUAAAGCAUAACUGCUGAGAAGUUUCAUGAAUUUGUGGUUUAAAAUGAGAUGUUGCGAAAAGAAUCGAUCGAGUGACUGGUUUGGUACCCUUGUUGGCGUGGUAACGCUCUUAGAAAGUCGAUGAGCGUUAAAUAGAGCUGCUCAAGCCUGAAAUACAGGCAAAGUGACUGUCAAGGAGACUUGAUAUUGUACUUGCAAUGUUGCGUUAAAUGAAAACUGGUGCUCGGUAUACACGCACUGGUCUUAUUCACAUUUUUGCAGUUGGCGUGAGACAGUAAAAUGGAGGAGGCACAGAAUGUUGGUCUUUCUGUGGGACAAGUACUUGUAACCGGUCUUCUGCUUUCUAUCGUGCCCGUGUUUCAAGGAACCUAUUGCGGUCGUACACUCUCACAGGAAUUCAAUGCUGCUGAAAAUCGAGCACUGGGAAAUGCCACAAUAUGGUCGGAUAGAGUUGGUACUCUUGUCGGCUGUGUGAGUCGGUGCCACUCUUGGCAAGCUUGCAAAUCAGUCAAUUACUUCAAGAACAAUCGCAGGUGUGAUCUCAACAAUGCCACGAGAGUCGAUUCGCCAAAUGACUUCGUUGCAGACCAAGGGAGUGUGUACUUCGAUGGUAAUGGCGACACACCUGGGUUUUCCGUAGCGGAUCACAGCGACGUUCAUACACCCGGAUUCCCCGUCACGGUGGAGCCACGUUACAGCGAUUGCCAGAGUUUACUGGAGGCAGGUUACAGUGUGAGCAGUAUCUAUACGAUAUUCCCCGCGGGAUUCUCGGAUGGUCUGAGGGUGUACUGCGACAUGGAGACCGACGGUGGAGGCUGGCUUGUCUUUCAGAGGCGUCAGGAUGGCAGUGUCGACUUCUACCGCGGCUGGGCUGACUACCGCGUGGGCUUUGGGGACUUGGCUGGUGAGUUUUGGCUCGGCAACGACAACUUGCGCACCUUGAGUAAUUCUGCUGGAUCUUGGGAUCUUCGAAUCGAUUUGGAGGACUGGGAUGGCAACAUAGUCUGGGCCGAGUACGGAGAUUUUCAAAUAUCGGGAUGGAAUUUUCGACUGAGCUUUGGUUCGUACAACACGGACAGUACUGCCGGAGACUCACUCAGUUACCACAACUACCUGCCGUUUUCAACAAAGGACUAUGAUCAAUCUUUUGAUAAUUCCUGUACAGAGUUGGAGAAGGGAGCUUGGUGGUAUGAUUCGUGCUCUUCUGCAAACCUGAACGGUAUGUACUUGACUAAUCCGUCUUCAGAUUCUGGUGAUGAAGGCAUCACAUGGAGUUCUUGGAAAGGAUUUUACUACUCGCUCAAAAAAUGUAGCAUGAAAAUUCGAAGGUCAUUUUAAAAGUGUGAACUAAACGCAUGGGUCUUGCAAUAACGUUUACAGUCACUAACUGCGCCUCUGUUCGGAUGCUGGGUACACUCAAAUGAAAACAAGUGUAAUAUUGUGAAAAGGCACAUGUUGCUCAUCACAAGUCCGUGAAAAAAGGCCACUCAAGAUGAGGGCUGCACACAUUGGAAAGAGAAAGAAAAUGGAAAUCAGAACGGAACCAGCAGAGUUCAAUAACUACCUUUGGGAACAAUAAGAGAUGCAUAAAUUAUGUAUGAGAAAAAGCAAGAAUAGACAGUCUCUAAAUUUGAGGCAUAAGAGUUGCAAGGCUGGUCACCGGCAGUGGGUCAAAUUGUAAUUGUAAUUUAUGAUUAUGUAGGCAAAUAGUUUUUGUUCUCCCCC
Messenger RNA from Patiria miniata (bat star), 1820 nucleotides. Its product is annotated as microfibril-associated glycoprotein 4-like. The transcript has a single exon. The record is from RefSeq and is a predicted model, not a curated record. NCBI's taxonomy places the organism in Eukaryota, Metazoa, Echinodermata, Asteroidea, Valvatida, Asterinidae. The coding region runs from base 375 to 1433 and encodes 352 amino acids.